CGGUGUAUGUGAGCAGUGAUGCGAUGCAAUGCCAGCCAAUGCCGACGUGUAAUGCAUUGACUGAAGGCUUGUUUGCGUGAAAACGACAGCAAAACACGUCAAUAGGUUUUGGCAUCAAAUCAGUCACUCAUUCAUCAAAAUCACCGCUCAGUUGAUCCAUAGUUGCGAUGCAUUUGCCGACACAUUCACUGUGUGUGAUGGCAGUGGUGAUGACCAUAUGGUGGUCGCGAGUGGACGCCUACUUCCUGGUGAUCGACGCUCACGCCGAGGAGUGCUUCUUCGACAAAGUGUCCACCGGAACCAAACUCGGCCUCACCUUCGAGGUGGUCGAGGGAGGCUUCCUCGACAUCGACGUCAAGAUCACCGGUCCGGACAAUAAGGUGAUCCACUCGGAGGAGAGGGCAUCGAGUGGUAAAUACACGUUCGCCGCGCAUAUGGACGGCAACUAUCUCUACUGUUUCGGCAAUAAGAUGUCGACAAUGACGCCAAAAGUGGUGAUGUUUUCGAUGGACGUCGGCGACGCUCCCAAGACUGAGGAACAGCUCAAAGCACAAGACGCUAAUCACAACAAA
This is a messenger RNA of Oppiella nova, 572 nucleotides long. Lineage: Eukaryota; Metazoa; Arthropoda; Arachnida; Sarcoptiformes; Oppiidae. The record is from the annotation of a GenBank genome assembly.